Colletes gigas is the source of this 2953-nucleotide messenger RNA. It is a transcript of the gene Pdi, whose product is annotated as protein disulfide-isomerase. The coding region runs from base 158 to 1645 and encodes 495 amino acids. Gene Ontology annotation, cellular component: endoplasmic reticulum. NCBI's taxonomy places the organism in Eukaryota, Metazoa, Arthropoda, Insecta, Hymenoptera, Colletidae. The transcript has 8 exons. The record is from RefSeq and is a predicted model, not a curated record. Gene Ontology annotation, biological process: response to endoplasmic reticulum stress; protein folding. Gene Ontology annotation, molecular function: protein disulfide isomerase activity.
UGUCCUUCAUCACUUUGUUCGUGUUCCUCAACGAGUCGCGUUGAGUGCCUUUGAUCUCGAUACUAAAACGGCAGGUUUACUGUUUUCCGAUUCAAUCAGACUUUCUUAGGUAUCGUGGCAUAAAUCAGCAGGCAAUAAACUCAUCUUCGUUCGAAAAAUGAAGCUCUUAGCGUUAGCCUUUUUAGUGAUUUUUUCCUUCGCUGCUGCUCUUGCAAAAAUCGAGACCGAAGAUGCGGUUUUAGUGCUUACGAAAGAUAAUUUUAAGGAGGCUAUUGAACAAAAUGAAUAUCUGCUUGUCGAAUUCUAUGCCCCAUGGUGCGGGCAUUGUAAGGCUCUGGCUCCUGAAUAUGCCAAAGCAGCAAAGAAGUUACAAGAAGCUGGUUCCUCUGUAAAAUUAGCUAAAGUUGAUGCUACCGUGGAAACAGAAUUAGCUGAAGAACAUCAACUCGAAGGAUAUCCGACUCUUAAAUUCUAUCGUAAAGGUUCUGUUAUCGAUUACACUGGUAAUCGUCAAGCAGAUAAUAUUGUAAUGUGGGUAACGAAAAAGUCAGGUUCAGCUGUUAAAACUUUAACAACGGUUAAGGAAACUGUAGCAUUCAUCGAAUCGUACGAUGUUGUAAUUAUAGGAUUCUUUAAGGAUGUAAACUCAGAACCAGCAAAAGUAUUUUUGGAAGUUGGAAAUGCUAACGACGAUCAUGUAUUUGGUAUAAGUAGUAGCGAAGAAAUAUUCAAUGAAAAUAAAGCAGAAGAUAGAAAAGUUAUUCUAUUCAAAAAGUUCGAUGAGGGCGAAAAUGAAUUUAACGAUGAAUUUGAUUUUAUGAAAUUACAAAACUUCAUCUUUGUGCAUUCACUGCCUUUAGUCGUUGAUUUCAAUCAAGAUAGUGCACAGAAGAUCUUCAGUGGCAAUAUUAAAAGCCAUUUUCUCUUGUUCCUUAGUAAAGAAGCUGGUCAUUAUGAUGAGUAUGUAGAAAAAUUGAAGGAACCAGCAAAGAAAUUCCGUGGAGAGGUCAUAUUUGUUACAAUUAAUGUUGAUGAGUUUGAUCAUGAACGUAUCUUAGAAUUCUUUGGUAUAAAGAAAGAGGAAGUACCUGUUAUGCGUAUCAUAAAGUUUGAACAGAAAAUGCCAAAGUAUAAACCGGAAAAGCCAGAAAUAACCAGUGAAAAUAUUUUGGAAUUCAUAACAGCAUACGUUGAAGGCAAAUUGAAAACCCAUUUGUUUUUACAAGAUUUGCCUGAGGAUUGGGAUAAAUACCCUGUGAAAGUUCUUGUUAGUUCUAACUUCCAUGAAGUUGCACAUGACAAAGAGAAGAACGUUGUAAUCGAUUUUUAUGCUCCGUGGUGUGAACACUGCCAAAAUCUGGUUCCUAUUUAUGAAGCACUUGGAGAGAAAUACAAAGACAAAGAAGAUAUAGUCAUAGCAAAAAUGGAUGCUGUUGCAAAUGAAUUAGAAGAUUUGACAAUUCAGAAUUUUCCUACAAUUAUGCUUUAUAAAAAAGAAACUAACGAAGCUGUUCAAUACAAUGGUGAAAGAACACUUGAAGGACUUUCCAAAUUUAUUGAUACUAAUGGUGCUUAUGGUGAAGCUGCAAAAGAAACUCAAGAGGAAGAUGAAGACGAUGAUGUGCCAAGAAAAGAUGAAUUAUAAACUAUGAUCAUUAAGGAGUAAAUCAAAUAAUUUCCCACUUCUAUUUGCAGUUGAUAAACUUCGUAAAUCUACUUAACAGAUACUAAUUUAUAGAAGACUUUUAAAUCAUUCAUCUUCAUUUUGUUACUUUCAGACUUACGUUUAUAAAUCAGUUUUUAAAAGUGUACAAUUAACAAUUAAGGGUUUACUUGCAGUUUUAUACAGGGGUUGUUCAUAUAUUUAUACAAGGCGAGUUACUUAAGAUUGGAGUUAUAAAUAUCAUAUUGGUGAUAGUGAAAAAGAUUCGUGGAUGGAAAUGUAUCACCAAAUACAAUUUGUAAUUCAAGUCUCAGAUAACUUGUCCUAUACUGUGCAGAGAUUAUUUGUUGGCUAGGCACAUACGAACUGUAAGUAUUUGUUCUUGACAAUUAUUAUUGCGUAGAAUUUAUCGAAAUCCUAUUAUGAAAUGUCAGAGAAUUUUUUUGUUUUAUUCAUAAUUAAUACUUUGAGUCUACGUGUACGCCAAUGUCGCUCACUAUGGCUCUAUCUAACUCUAUCUUGAUACGUAGUUGUGAUUGUCUGAUAAUAACAAUGCUUGUGAAUUGAAGUAGCGCUAUUAUAUUACAAUCAGACUGCUUAACCAACAAGUUAUCUCUGUAAAGUACAUAUAAAACGAUUUACAUAAUUUGUUUAUGAUAUAUGCUUUGUAUAACUAUCCAAAGUGAUAUAUUGCAUAUAAUUGGAAGAAAAGUUUAUUUUAUAUAUGUUAGAUUUAAAAUACAUUUAAUAUGAAUACGAGAUGUGAAAAUUAUUUAUAUAUAAAAAACAUAAUUUAGGAGCGGAGCAAUCACGCUAAUCGUAAAGCUCGUACGUCUUUUUACUGAAACUUUGCACCCUUUAAAAACUGCAGUGUAUACAUACAAUACUUUUACUCGUGAUAUUGAUGUAUAAAGAUAUAAUUUGUGAAGAAUUAUUAAGCUAAGACUCCCGCAUAAUUAUGAAUCGCAUUUUAUUUUUAUAAGAAAAUUUUGUUUUUUUUAUUUCAUAUAUACACACUUGCGCGCGUGUAACACACAACACACAUAUACUAGAAGUUGUUGUCCUUUUAAUGGUAAAAGUAGACAUUCUGAAAUGUCAUUUUACUAAAAUUUAUGAUUCAUAAAUACAUUUCCAUUACAGCAUUUAAAAUGAUCUAUAUGAUCGUUUUGUGAACAUUUAAGUUAGACACAAUUUUAGUGUUUCCUUAAGUUAGACUGAAUAAAAAUUUUAUAAAUGAAAAUUUUAGGUAUGGAAUUAUCAGUGAUAGAGAUGGAAAAUAAAAUAUUCUUA